AGAGGGCGCUGCACACUCGCGCCCGAGGACUGCCUGCCCCCCUUCAGCCCCUCUCCCGGGCUGCGCCUCCGCACUCCGGGCCCGGGCAGAAGGGGGUGCGCCUCGGCCCCACCACCCAGGGAGCAGCCGAGCUGAAAGGCCGGGAACCGCGGCUUGCGGGGACCACAGCUCCCGAAAGCGACGUUCGGCCACCGGAGGAGCGGGAGCCAAGCAGGCGGAGCUCGGCGGGAGAGGUGCGGGCCGAAUCCGAGCCGAGCGGAGAGGAAUCCGGCAGUAGAGAGCGGACUCCAGCCGGCGGACCCUGCAGCCCUCGCCUGGGACAGCGGCGCGCUGGGCAGGCGCCCAAGAGAGCAUCGAGCAGCGGAACCCGCGAAGCCGGCCCGCAGCCGCGACCCGCGCAGCCUGCCGCUCUCCCGCCGCCGGUCCGGGCAGCAUGAGGCGCGCGGCGCUCUGGCUCUGGCUGUGCGCGCUGGCGCUGAGCCUGCAGCCGGCCCUGCCGCAAAUUGUGGCUACUAAUUUGCCCCCUGAAGAUCAAGAUGGCUCUGGGGAUGACUCUGACAACUUCUCCGGCUCAGGUGCAGGUGCUUUGCAAGAUAUCACCUUGUCACAGCAGACCCCCUCCACUUGGAAGGACACGCAGCUCCUGACGGCUAUUCCCACGUCUCCAGAACCCACCGGCCUGGAGGCUACAGCUGCCUCCACCUCCACCCUGCCGGCUGGAGAGGGGCCCAAGGAGGGAGAGGCUGUAGUCCUGCCAGAAGUGGAGCCUGGCCUCACCGCCCGGGAGCAGGAGGCCACCCCCCGACCCAGGGAGACCACACAGCUCCCGACCACUCAUCUGGCCUCAACGACCACAGCCACCACGGCCCAGGAGCCCGCCACCUCCCACCCCCACAGGGACAUGCAGCCUGGCCACCAUGAGACCUCAACCCCUGCAGGACCCAGCCAAGCUGACCUUCACACUCCCCACACAGAGGAUGGAGGUCCUUCUGCCACCGAGAGGGCUGCUGAGGAUGGAGCCUCCAGUCAGCUCCCAGCAGCAGAGGGCUCUGGGGAGCAGGACUUCACCUUUGAAACCUCGGGGGAGAAUACGGCUGUAGUGGCCGUGGAGCCUGACCGCCGGAACCAGUCCCCAGUGGAUCAGGGGGCCACGGGGGCCUCACAGGGCCUCCUGGACAGGAAAGAGGUGCUGGGAGGGGUCAUUGCCGGAGGCCUCGUGGGGCUCAUCUUUGCUGUGUGCCUGGUGGGUUUCAUGCUGUACCGCAUGAAGAAGAAGGACGAAGGCAGCUACUCCUUGGAGGAGCCGAAACAAGCCAACGGCGGGGCCUACCAGAAGCCCACCAAACAGGAGGAAUUCUAUGCCUGACGCGGGAGCCAUGCGCCCCCUCCGCCCUGCCACUCACUAGGCCCCCACUUGCCUCUUCCUUGAAGAACUGCAGGCCCUGGCCUCCCCUGCCACCAGGCCACCUCCCCAGCAUUCCAGCCCCUCUGGUCGCUCCUGCCCACGGAGUCGUGGGGUGUGCUGGGAGCUCCACUCUGCUUCUCUGACUUCUGCCUGGAGACUUAGGGCACCAGGGGUUUCUCGCAUAGGACCUUUCCACCACAGCCAGCACCUGGCAUCGCACCAUUCUGACUCGGUUUCUCCAAACUGAAGCAGCCUCUCCCCAGGUCCAGCUCUGGAGGGGAGGGGGAUCCGACUGCUUUGGACCUAAAUGGCCUCAUGUGGCUGGAAGAUCCUGCGGGUGGGGCUUGGGGCUCACACACCUGUAGCACUUACUGGUAGGACCAAGCAUCUUGGGGGGGUGGCCGCUGAGUGGCAGGGGACAGGAGUCCACUUUGUUUCGUGGGGAGGUCUAAUCUAGAUAUCGACUUGUUUUUGCACAUGUUUCCUCUAGUUCUUUGUUCAUAGCCCAGUAGACCUUGUUACUUCUGAGGUAAGUUAAGUAAGUUGAUUCGGUAUCCCCCCAUCUUGCUUCCCUAAUCUAUGGUCGGGAGACAGCAUCAGGGUUAAGAAGACUUUUUUUUUUUUUUUUUAAACUAGGAGAACCAAAUCUGGAAGCCAAAAUGUAGGCUUAGUUUGUGUGUUGUCUCUUGAGUUUGUCGCUCAUGUGUGCAACAGGGUAUGGACUAUCUGUCUGGUGGCCCCGUUUCUGGUGGUCUGUUGGCAGGCUGGCCAGUCCAGGCUGCCGUGGGGCCGCCGCCUCUUUCAAGCAGUCGUGCCUGUGUCCAUGCGCUCAGGGCCAUGCUGAGGCCUGGGCCGCUGCCACGUUGGAGAAGCCCGUGUGAGAAGUGAAUGCUGGGACUCAGCCUUCAGACAGAGAGGACUGUAGGGAGGGCGGCAGGGGCCUGGAGAUCCUCCUGCAGACCACGCCCGUCCUGCCUGUGGCGCCGUCUCCAGGGGCUGCUUCCUCCUGGAAAUUGACGAGGGGUGUCUUGGGCAGAGCUGGCUCUGAGCGCCUCCAUCCAAGGCCAGGUUCUCCGUUAGCUCCUGUGGCCCCACCCUGGGCCCUGGGCUGGAAUCAGGAAUAUUUUCCAAAGAGUGAUAGUCUUUUGCUUUUGGCAAAACUCUACUUAAUCCAAUGGGUUUUUCCCUGUACAGUAGAUUUUCCAAAUGUAAUAAACUUUAAUAUAAAGUAGUCCUGUGAAUGCCACUGCCUUCGCUUCUUGCCUCUGUGCUGUGUGUGACGUGACCGGACUUUUCUGCAAACACCAACAUGUUGGGAAACUUGGCUCGAAUCUCUGUGCCUUCGUCUUUCCCAUGGGGAGGGAUUCUGGUUCCAGGGUCCCUCUGUGUAUUUGCUUUUUUGUUUUGGCUGAAAUUCUCCUGGAGGUCGGUAGGUUCAGCCAAGGUUUUAUAAGGCUGAUGUCAAUUUCUGUGUUGCCAAGCUCCAAGCCCCAUCUUCUAAAUGGCAAAGGAAGGUGGAUGGCCCCAGCACAGCUUGACCUGAGGCUGUGGUCACAGCGGAGGUGUGGAGCCGAGGCCUACCCCGCAGACACCUUGGACAUCCUCCUCCCACCCGGCUGCAGAGGCCAGAGGCCCCCAGCCCAGGGCUCCUGCACUUACUUGCUUAUUUGACAACGUUUCAGCGACUCCGUUGGCCACUCCGAGAGGUGGGCCAGUCUGUGGAUCAGAGAUGCACCACCAAGCCAAGGGAACCUGUGUCCGGUAUUCGAUACUGCGACUUUCUGCCUGGAGUGUAUGACUGCACAUGACUCGGGGGUGGGGAAAGGGGUCGGCUGACCAUGCUCAUCUGCUGGUCCGUGGGACGGUGCCCAAGCCAGAGGCUGGGUUCAUUUGUGUAACGACAAUAAACGGUACUUGUCAUUUCGGGCAA
Molecule: messenger RNA, 3335 nt
Organism: Homo sapiens (human)
Lineage: Eukaryota; Metazoa; Chordata; Mammalia; Primates; Hominidae
Gene: SDC1
Product: syndecan 1
Exons: 6
Coding region: 434-1366 (310 amino acids)
Biological process (GO): myoblast development; receptor-mediated endocytosis
Cellular component (GO): membrane; cell surface; extracellular region
Molecular function (GO): cargo receptor activity
Source: RefSeq, marked reviewed